Messenger RNA from Vigna unguiculata (cowpea), 786 nucleotides. RefSeq lists its product as uncharacterized. The record is from RefSeq and is a predicted model, not a curated record. NCBI's taxonomy places the organism in Eukaryota, Viridiplantae, Streptophyta, Magnoliopsida, Fabales, Fabaceae.
AUGGUGAAAGCCGAUGUUGGGGAGUUAAAAGGGCAAAUGGGCCAAAUCCUAGAGGCCUUGAAGGUCUUACAAAGCCAAGGAGAAAUAUGCACAUCAUACCAUCAACAAUUGAGUGAAGAGGCCCAAAUUUUCCCUCCACAUGGCCACCCUCUGAAUUACACUCCACCCAUGGAAGCCAACUUGGGGCAAGUUUGCGUUCAAAAAGCUGAAAACAACGCGACUACUGGAGAAAAUAAACUUGGGGCAACAGGUUUCGACAAAACCAUCCAGCCAAAUGAUGUGCACGUAAAUUUGACAAAGCAACCUGAGGUGAGGUCUUCACCACAUGUUGCUAUAUCAAUGGAUGUUGACAACACCGAGGGUAAAUUAGAAAUGCUUGAGAAGAGGUUGAAAGUUAUAGAGGGCGAAGGAAUUUUUGAAUUCAGUGAUGUUGCAGGACUAUGUUUAGUCCCUGAUGUGGUUACACCUCCAAAGUUCAGGUUGCCAAAAUUUGAAAAGUAUCGAGGGAAAACUUGUCCAAAGAUUCAUAUAACCAUGUACUGCAGAAAAAUGACUGCUUAUGUUCAUGAUGAGAAACUGUUGAUUCACUUCUUCCAGGAAAGCUUAACUGGCAUGGCUCUUAAUUGGUACACCCGUUUGGAUCCAACUCAUAUCCGUUCAUGGGAAGAUUUGGUUAUUGCAUUCUUAAGACAAUAUAAAUACAAUACCAAUAUAGAACCUGAUAGAAUACAACUGCAGAAUAUGACUAAGAGCGAGACAGAAACCUUCAAGGAAUAUGCUCAAUGA